AAACUUCGGCCUUCACAAAUUGGGCUCGGCCCAUAAUUGGGCUUUCAAUCUUUACUACUCGUUGCCGUCCCUAAAAUGUACGUCCGCCGUUCUUUCCCCCGCUCUCUCGACUCGGAAAUGGACGCAUAGCAUCACUCUGAUACUACUACCAUGGAGGCGAUCAGAAAAGCGAUAGCAAUAUCCUCCAACCGUCGUGUUCUUCCCUCUCUAUUUCCUCCCCCGUCUCGGCUCGUCUCUUUUAGAGGCAUAGCUACGAAGCUUUUUGUUGGUGGACUCUCAUAUUACACUACGGACAAAGGACUGUCAGAAGCCUUUUCCCAAUACGGUCAGGUUAUUGAAGCUACAGUUGUGAUGGACAGAGUCUCUGAUAAGUCAAAGGGAUUCGGAUUUGUCACCUUUGCAUCCAUAGACGAAGCGCACACGGCACUAUCAGAGAUGAACGGAAAGCCUUUGAACGGAAGGGUUAUUUUUGUGAACUAUGCAAAGCCAACAACCUCUACUCGUGGUUCAAUUCCUAUAGCGAGAGGACCUCCCGAGGAGAAAACUGAUAAAUGAUUGCUAAAAAAAAUUGUCUAUCAUUUAUCAAAAAGAAAUUAGCUGAAAAGAAGAGAACAAUCAUUGAAGCUGCGCGUAGAAAGUGUGAUUCAAACGUGUCUUUUCAAGAAUUUGCUUCAUGUCAGAGACAUGUUUAAAGCUUCGGGAAAAAGAGGUCAGCUUGCUGGAAUUUUUAAAAAUAUUCUUGAUUUUCUUAUUGGUUAAGUAGUGCUCUGUUAAGUAUGGUUAAACUGAUGUCCAGACAUCUGUCCAUAUAUUUUCUCAGUUUGCUGAUUGCCAUAUUGUGAUAAUAAUAUUUCUUUUUGCAGCAA
Molecule: messenger RNA, 866 nt
Organism: Cucumis melo (muskmelon)
Lineage: Eukaryota; Viridiplantae; Streptophyta; Magnoliopsida; Cucurbitales; Cucurbitaceae
Product: small RNA-binding protein 11, chloroplastic
Exons: 4
Coding region: 151-555 (134 amino acids)
Molecular function (GO): RNA binding
Source: RefSeq, a predicted model, not a curated record